Messenger RNA from Quercus lobata, 1023 nucleotides. RefSeq names its product protein FAR1-RELATED SEQUENCE 5-like. The transcript has a single exon. The record is from RefSeq and is a predicted model, not a curated record. NCBI's taxonomy places the organism in Eukaryota, Viridiplantae, Streptophyta, Magnoliopsida, Fagales, Fagaceae. Bases 1 to 1023 code for a protein of 340 amino acids.
AUGGAACAUGAAGAGUUAUAUGAUGCCCUAGACAAUUCGAGACCAUCAGAACAAGAGUUACCGCUUGAAGAUUUUGGUGAUUGUGAGUUGAAAUCCAAGCCAUAUGUCGGAAUGCAAUUUGACUCCCUUGAUGAUGUUGAAACUUUUUACAAAGAAUUUGCCAAAAAAGAAGGUUUUGGAAUCCGUAUCCGUACGAGUAAAAAAGCACCCAGAAGUGAUGAUGUAACAAGUCGUAUUUAUGUAUGUUGUAGUAAAGGGCAGUGCAAAACAAAAAAUGCAUUAGACAAUGGUUUGAGUAGAGAUGAUGAAAACAAGGCUCGUAGAAGUUGCUCAAGUCUUAGAACUAGAUGUGAAGCAAUGCUUAGGGUCAUGAAGAAUAAGAAGUUGCAGAAAUGGGUUGUGAAGGGAUUUGACAACAACCACAAUCAUGGUAUUAUUAGUCCAAAGAGUGUGUCAUACCUCCGAUGCCACAAAAAAAUGUCUACCGCUGCUAAGAGUCUAGUUGAAAAAUUUGGUGAAGAAGGUCUUCCAACAGGAAAAGUUGCCAUGAUGUUCAAUGUAGGUGACCAAACAUUUACAAGUAGAGAUUGUUGGAAUCACUUGAGAGAUGUUAGGGGAAAAAAUCUAGAUGUUGGAGAUGCCUCAGCUGUCCUUAAUUAUUGCCAAAAACAACAAGCUCAAAACUCCAAUUUCUUUUAUGCAAUUCAAUGUGAUGAUGUUGACCAUAUGGUUAAUUUUUUUGGGGUGGAUGCGCGAUCAAGAAUGGCUUAUCAAUACUUUGGGGAUGUAGUGACAUUUGACACAACUUACAAAACAAACAAGUAUGAUAUGCCAUUUGCUCCUUUUACGGGGUUAAACCAUCAUUGUCAAUCAAUUUUAUUUGGUUGUGUAUUGUUGCAAGAUGAGACAGAACAAACUUUUGUGUGGCUAUUUGAAACUUGGCUUCAAGCAAUGAAGGAUUAUAUAAUAUUCAAGAGUCAUGGGUACCGGUUUACAAUAGAAAUACUUUCUUUGCAGGAAUGA